This is a messenger RNA of Capsella rubella, 1692 nucleotides long. RefSeq lists its product as uncharacterized. The transcript is spliced from 10 exons. Bases 43 to 1233 code for a protein of 396 amino acids. The record is from RefSeq and is a predicted model, not a curated record. NCBI's taxonomy places the organism in Eukaryota, Viridiplantae, Streptophyta, Magnoliopsida, Brassicales, Brassicaceae. Gene Ontology annotation, molecular function: oxidoreductase activity, acting on paired donors, with incorporation or reduction of molecular oxygen; iron ion binding; L-ascorbic acid binding.
AAUCAGAAAUCCCCAAAUCGAAAAAGAAGCGAUCGGCGAGUGAUGGCGGUGGACGGUGACGGAACUGACGGAGGUGGAGGUUCUCAACCACCGGUGAAACCUGCGGCGAAGGAGAAAAAGGAGGUGCCUACCCUGAGGCUGAGUCAGUUUCCCAAAAACGAUCACGUUUCUGAUGACUACGAAGAUCUGGAUUUGGAAUAUAGCUCACUCGUAUUAGGAUCGUUAGAGAAGUACUUACCGACGGAAAUACUCACGGCGGAGAGAAUAGUGAAGUACUUAUUCAUGUCUGAUGUUUUGGAGAAGUACAUUACUCGCGGAGACCUUACCAUGGCUAAAAAUCGCAAAGAAUAUAGGCAAAACAUAAUAUCCAAUUAUCAGCCACGUUUCAGAGAGUUGUAUAAUUUUGAUCCCAAGUUGCUUUUGCUUCCCCCUUUCCGGAAUGCGAUCAGCGAAAACACAGAGGAAAGCAUCAGGCGCAUCAUCUCUGAACCAUUUCCUGGUGUUUUCGUCUUUCAAAUGUUUCAUCCUGCAUUCUUUCAGAUAUUGCUAUCAGAGGUAGAAAAUUUCAGAAUGUGGGCUCUUAGGACAAUGUUAAAGAUCAAAAGACCAACCAGCAAGAGUAUGUACGGUGUUGUGCUUGACGACUUUGGCCUGGAUAUCAUGCUUAACAAACUCAAGGAGGAAUUUAUCUUUCCUCUAUGCAAAGUAUUAUUCCCUGAAGUGUGUGGAGAAAUGUUUGACUCUCACCACGGAGUUGUUGUUGAAUAUGGUGAAAAUAGGAGUGUUGCUGAGUUAGGUUAUCAGAUUGAUGAUUCAGAAAUAACAUUGAAUGUUUGUUUGAGUAAACAAUUUGCGGGAGGGGAAUUAUGUUUCCGAGGCUUACGAUGCAAGAAACAUGCGAGAGCAGAAGCAAAGCCAGAGGAAACUUUUGAUUACAGUCAAAUACCUGGUCAAGCUAUACUUUACCGUGGCUGCCACCGCAACGGUGCCAGAGCCACAACAUCUGGUUACCGGGCCAAUAUGAUUCUUUGGUGCAGAAACUCUUUGUUUAGAGAGAUGGAAACUUAUCAGAAGGAAUGCUCAGACUGGUGUGGUCAAUGUGCCCAUGAAACGAAAGAAAAGGAAAGCCAGAUUCUUGCUGCCAAAAGAAAGGAGAUGAUUAAAGUAGAGGGUGAAGCCAAAAGAUCGACUGAUAAGCCGUGGCUUGUCUAUGUUAGGCGUUCAAAGAAAUGAAGUAGCAGAGCGUGAAGAGAAAAGAAGCGAGGCAGCAUAAAGAAAAGUUGAAGGUGAGUAUAAGAGAAGAACAGCGAAGCUGAGUUGGCAAAGAAGAGUAGAUACAUAGAUAAUACAAGUGAGAGUAUAGAUGAUUGUUGGUGAUAUAAGGAGUCUGUAAAGAGUUGAGUCGAGUCAGUUAGAGAACUCACAGGUAGAGAGAGGGUCUGGCUCUCGUAAAAAGCAGUAGGAAGUUGUAUUCUUUGGUCCUUCUCUUAACAUUGACAAAACACAACACAUAGCAUACAAUUGGUAACCAAUCGGUUAAGCCCUCAAGUUUAUUUGGUUUGCCGUUUGACUCCUUAGAGUAUAUGUAGAAUCAUUUGAGGUAAAUAGCUCUUUGUAUCUUCAAUCUUCACAUAACUAUGUACAUGAAAUUACCUGUAUAUAUAAUAUAGAUAUGCAGAUUGUCUUUUUUUC